AUGGGGUUAGAAGGGGUAUGCGGUAAGAAUGUAAGCGCUAGUAAAGAGACAGACAGGCGGUGGAUGCGUGGUGGUGCACCUAGAAGGAAGGGAUGCGUGGGAAAUACUAGGCACGUACCUGUUUUGUAUACGACAAAACAGGCCAUUUUUGCUUUCCUUUGCGCUUUCAUGCAAGCUUUAACGAUGCGAGAUUACUAUGCUGCAGCUGGGCGGCCUGACAGUUGCAUCGCAGAAUUGAACAAGAAAGAUGGCGGUGGCGGCGAGUCCUGCUUUCCCUUCACCUGCGUUACGCGUAGUACUAGCUACCUGGCGGAUCGACGGCGAGAGAGAGAAGGAAGAACAUAUGGUCCAUGCACACCUGCCAACUCAUCUUCCCUUCUCCUUCCCUCUUCGUCUUCCACUGCCGAGACCAUUCUCCCAGGAAGUCCCUUGUCAACAAUGCUGAAACAAAACGCCCCAACCUAG
Molecule: messenger RNA, 465 nt
Organism: Bipolaris victoriae FI3
Lineage: Eukaryota; Fungi; Ascomycota; Dothideomycetes; Pleosporales; Pleosporaceae
Exons: 1
Coding region: 1-465 (154 amino acids)
Source: RefSeq, a predicted model, not a curated record